This is a messenger RNA of Aspergillus homomorphus CBS 101889, 783 nucleotides long. RefSeq lists its product as uncharacterized. The transcript has 2 exons. Lineage: Eukaryota; Fungi; Ascomycota; Eurotiomycetes; Eurotiales; Aspergillaceae. The record is from RefSeq and is a predicted model, not a curated record. Gene Ontology annotation, molecular function: FMN binding. The annotation marks the transcript as partial.
GCACCCUGGUCCACCGACCUAAAAUCCCACCUCUCGCAAUCCAAAACCAAAUCCUUCACCCUCUCCACCAUAACCCUCGACCCGCGCACCAACGCCCCCGCACCCCGCUCCCGCACCUGCGAACUCCGCGGCUUCUUCCCGGAGGUCCUGAGCCUGCACCCUAGCGCCAUUGAAGCGCUGAACACCCAGCAGAUCGGGCUAAAUCCUGAGGGGUUUGAGAGUGAUAUGCCGGUUUUUACGACUGAUGCGCGGAUGGCGAAGAUCGGGGAGUUUGCCGGGUCUGGGGCGCAGGUUGAGGCGGUUUUCUGGUUGGCGGAGGUGGGGGUGCAGUGGCGGGUUCGUGGGGGGGUUUCGGUAUUUGGUGGGGGUGAGGAUACUGAGGCGGAAAGGGAGGGGAGGGGGGUGGUUUGGGGGGGUGUUAGGGUUAAAGAGUCUGAUGGUCCUGGGGUGGUUGAUGGGAAUAAGGGGGAUUGGUCGUGGGAGAGGAUGGUGACGACUUAUUUUGCGAGUCAUUCGCCUGUUAUGCGAGGCUCGUUCAGGAACCCCCCGCCCGGUGCCCCGCGGUCCAAGGACCCCCAGAACCCCGAUCUCAAGAUCGGGCAGAAGGUCCAGGACCUGCGGGAUCCGGUCGCCAGAAACAACUUCCGGGUCGUGGUUAUUCGGCCCGAGGAGGUGGAGAUGUUGGAUCUCUCUAACGCGCCGGACGCCGUUCGGAAGAGGUGGACUGCUGUUGGGGAUGGAGCAGAGGGCACGUCAUGGGAGGAGAUUGAGCUGUGGCCUUGA